AUGUCAUCAUCACACGGACACCACGCUUACCACUUAGUUGAUAUAAGACCCUGACCUUUAACAGGAUCAGUAAGAGCCAUAAUACUAACCACAGGGCUUGUUAAAUGAUUCCACCAAUUUAAUAUAGACUUGCUCCUGCUAAGAUUUUUAGCUACUAUUUUAACAAUAAUUCAAUGAUGACGAGAUGUAACACGUGAAGGAACCUACCAGGGGCUCCACACCCAAGUUGUAAUAAAAGGGCUUCGUUGGGGAAUAAUUCUUUUUAUUGUAUCAGAAGUAUUGUUCUUUUUUUCAUUUUUUUGGGCAUUUUUCCAUAGAAGACUUUCUCCAACAAUUGAAAUUGGAAUAUGUUGGCCACCAGUUGGUAUCCAACCUUUUAAUCCUUUCCAAAUUCCGCUUUUAAAUACAACUAUUCUUUUGUCAUCAGGAGCUACCGUAACAUGAGCCCAUCAUGCUAUUACAAGAUCAAAUCACUCAGAAGCAAUUCAAAGUCUUGCUUUAACUAUUUUUUUAGGAUUAUAUUUUUCAGCUCUUCAAGCUUUCGAAUAUGCAGAAGCUUCUUUUACAAUUGCAGAUUCUGUUUAUGGAUCUACUUUUUUUGUAGCAACUGGUUUCCAUGGGCUUCAUGUUAUUAUUGGGACUUCCUUUUUAGCUGUUUGUUUCUACCGACUUUAUAAAUGUCAUUUUUCUUCAGACCAUCAUUUUGGUUUUGAAGCAGCUGCUUGAUACUGACACUUUGUAGAUGUUGUUUGGUUAUUUUUAUAUAUCUUUAUCUAUUGAUGAGGAGGUUAA
This is a messenger RNA of Homarus americanus (American lobster), 792 nucleotides long. The record is from the annotation of a RefSeq genome assembly. Lineage: Eukaryota; Metazoa; Arthropoda; Malacostraca; Decapoda; Nephropidae.